AUGCGUGCAAAUAAGAUAGAAGGUGCAUCAAAUUUGAAAAUGGGGAAGAAGAAUGCGAUGGAAAACGGCUUACUUGAUGCGUCCAAGAAGGUCUGCCUUUGUUCUCCGACCACCCAUGCUGGUUCAUUCAAGUGCCGCCUCCACCGCCUUGAUGCAACUCAGAAAUCAUCAUCAGGACACAGCACUAGCACUACUCAAAGCUUCGAUUUGGGGAGGAUUCCCUCAGAGGGUGACAAGGUUUGA
Molecule: messenger RNA, 243 nt
Organism: Ilex paraguariensis (yerba mate)
Lineage: Eukaryota; Viridiplantae; Streptophyta; Magnoliopsida; Aquifoliales; Aquifoliaceae
Source: the annotation of a GenBank genome assembly